UGUCUUUGAGGAAGGCAAUCAGGGGUCAUACAUGUACUUUAUUGUCCAGGGGACCGUCGAUAUCAUUGUCAAGGGCAAGGUCGUUGGACAGCUCCAGAGCGGCGCCUUUUUCGGAGAACUGGCCCUUCUGGGCAACAUCCCAAGAACCGCAACGAUCAAGGCAACCUCUGCUUGCUCCAUGUAUCGGCUGUACCGAGAGCACUUUAUGAAAAUCAUCGACAAUUUUUCGGACGUCAAGUACAGGAUCCAAAUGAUCUUUGAGGAGCGAAUGCAGAAGGUCGAGAGGGAAAAGUCAAUCCAGUAGCAGCGAUAACACGAUGGAGAUAUGAAGGGGGAUGUGGC
Molecule: messenger RNA, 342 nt
Organism: Polychytrium aggregatum
Lineage: Eukaryota; Fungi; Chytridiomycota; Chytridiomycetes; Polychytriales
Product: cyclic nucleotide-binding-like protein
Exons: 2
Coding region: 32-304 (90 amino acids)
Source: RefSeq, a predicted model, not a curated record